Messenger RNA from Condylostylus longicornis, 5137 nucleotides. It is a transcript of the gene Als2, whose product is annotated as alsin homolog. The transcript has 10 exons. Bases 232 to 4611 code for a protein of 1459 amino acids. The record is from RefSeq and is a predicted model, not a curated record. NCBI's taxonomy places the organism in Eukaryota, Metazoa, Arthropoda, Insecta, Diptera, Dolichopodidae.
AAACAAAACAAAAUUUUUCAUUGUUAAAGAGAAAACAGAAACAGAAAUUUUAUUUAUAUUAUUUUUUUUUUUUACAAAAUAUAAAUUUAUAAAUAAUUAAAGUAUAUUACUUUUAUAAAAAUUUGAAAGGAAUCCAAAGAUAUUAAAACAAAUGGUAUUAUGAUGAAUAAUGAAAGGAUUUAGUCGAAAAUUUUCUUGUUUGUACAACUACUACGACUAAUUAAGGAAAUUAUGUCACAUUUAAAAUUUCAAAUAUUUUACAAUGGAGAAUCCAUCAAUUGCAACAUAGAAAAUUUGUUCGAAAUUGGUCCCAUCCUUCGUUUCUACAUUUCUGAAAAUUUAGCAUUUCUACUAUCAAAUAAUAAUAAACUCUUUCAUGGAAUUUACAAUCCCAACACAUUAAACCUUUCCCUAAAGUUAUGGAAAGAAGGAGUUAUAGAUAUUGAUUUGUACAAUAACAUAUUUUAUUUAGUAUUAAAUAGUGGAUGUGUAUAUAAAAAGAAAAUAUUUCCAGAUAACUUGACGUUUCUUUCAGAAAACAAUUGGGAAGAAAUUAAAUUUCUAACUAAUUUCAACAACCAUUCUUUAGAGAAUGUAAUAAAAGUUGUUAAAGUGAAAUCUAAUUCUAUUGGAACCUUGUACAUGACAAGUGAUAAUGAAAUUUAUGGACAAGGCCAAUGUGGAGAAGUUUUGACCACAGAAAACCCAACGAAAUUGGGAAUGUUUUUCGAAAAUCAAAAAAUUAUUGAUAUAGCUUGUGGAGAUAAUUUUUUCAUUGUAUUGACACAAAAGUAUUUAUCAGAUUUUGAUGAUUUAGAAGAAUUUAAAAUCCAAAAGUAUGUGACAUUAAAGAAUUUUAAUAAAACCAAAAGGAAAAAUUAUCUUAGAAGAAUGGAUACGGUUGUUGAAAUGUUUAGCAAUAAUAUUAAUUCUUCAAAUAAAAAUAAUGGUUACGAAAGUGAAGCAAACAGUUCAGCAAGUAGUAAUGAUAGUACAAAUUUCGAGGAUUCUAUUUAUUUUAAAAUACAAGAAAUAUUAAAAAAUGGUUACUCUCUAAUAAAUACUUCAGUAUGUUCUUUUGGUACAAAAAAUGAAUCUCUACUUGGAACCGGAGAUCAUAUCAAACGUCAGGGUGUUCAUCCUGUUCUUUAUCUUAAUUCUAUUGGUUGUUAUAACAUAUCAUGUGGAAAAGAACAUUCUAUUUGUAGAACUUUAGACGGUCGAAUAUUUCAUUGGGGUUUAAAUACAAACUUACAGCAAACAAACGACAAUGAAGAAAAAGAUAUUACAGCACCGAAAGAACUGCAUUUAGAAAGCUUUUCAAAUGUUUUAGAAGGUUACUGUGAGGGUUAUCGAACUAUUUUAUGCAAUAAUGAAGUGAAAAUUUUUCAACAACCCUCAUAUAACGAACAAAACGAAUCAUUAGAAAAAAAAAUUUUUAAUUUGCAUUCCUUUGCUGAAAAACGAUUUCCAAUUAUGCUAAUUUGUAAUAAAUUUACGUUAUUAAAUAGUAUAACUUUAGAAGUAGAAUAUCAAACAUUUUUUUCAUCUAUGCAAGCAACUGUGAGAGCUAUGUUACGGAACCAAAUUUAUCUUAAAAAUUUUCAAAAAUUGCAAGCGGUUACAACUCAUUUGAAUAUAAAAUCAAUUUUCCCAUUAAUUCGAGCUUACAACCGCAUGCUAUAUGCGUUCGCCGCAUGUCUUCAAACAGUUGAAGAUUUUUAUCGCAAGAAUAUAGAAUAUAAAGAUUUAUUAUUUUUAUGUAACUCUCAAGAAUUGAUUGACAUUUUUGAUGACUAUACAAGGCAUUACUGUGAUAUUAAAUCAAUAAAUGGUUUUGCAGAUUUUACAAAACAAUUUCCAUACAUUAAACAAAAGGAUAAUCGAGAAUAUGAAAAAAUUUUUGCAGCCCCUUUCGAGCAAAUUUCUAAUAUUUUACAAUUUUGUGAGUUGCUUUCUAGAAAUGAAUAUAUAUCUACUUUACAAAUAUCAAACUUCUUUAAUGAAAAAAAUUCUGAGUGGCAGGAGUUUUCUAAAAAACAAAUAAUCGAAGUAGAAAUUGCUGAAAACACAGAACAAUUUUGGCUGAAAAACGUUAAAAUCUCACAAAUACGUCCAUUCAAAAAGAGGUAUCGAAGAGUAAUACUAGACUCAAUGAAUUUACCUCUAAAACUAUCUACAAGUAGCGCAUUUUCUUCAAAUUCAUUUAUUCUUUUUUCUGAUUGCUUGUGUCAAUAUGGAAGUCAAUUACAAAUGUUCCCUUUGAUAGCUCUUUGGGUACAAGUUGAUGGUGAUACUAAUUUAAGAAUUCAUACUCCUGAAAAGUCCUUCCUUUUGAUUGCAAGAAGUCGUGAUGAUAAAAUGAUUUGGCAUGACCAAAUGAAGCAAGCAAUACUAAAAGCUUUGGGAAAACCUGGAGGAAGUCAGUUAACAAAUACAAGAAGUACAAUGUAUACUUUUAGCGAUAAGCAUCCUGUCUAUUCAAAAGUAAAAGCUUAUGGAAAAUGGAUUCUUGGUGUAAUGCAUGGACUAUUUUAUCUAGAAUAUCCUGACGGAAAAAUUUAUUUUGGAGAGAUAAAAAACAAUGAAAUUGAUGGUUUCGGGAAAAUGAUCAUACCUAGUUCUGGAAUUUAUGAGGGGAAUUUCAAGGCUGGAAAAUUUAACGGGAUUGGCAAUUACGAAAUGAAGGACAACGCCUUCUAUGAAGGUAAUUUUAAGGACGGCUUAUUUCACGGCCAUGGUACACUAAAAGCGAGUAAUUACACGUAUAUUGGCGAAUUUUGUAACAACAUGAAAAAUGGAUAUGGAAUUCAAGAUGAUCUAAUUACUGGUGACAAGUAUAUGGGAAUGUUUGCUGAAAAUCGAAAAACUGGAGGAGUUUGUGUCACGCUGAAUGGAGACUACUUCGAAGGAUUUUUCGUAAAUGACGACAUAGUUGGUGAAGGUCUAUCUAUUUUUAAUAACGGGAAUUAUUAUGAAGGACAUAUGACUCUAAAAGGUCCAGAUGGUAAGGGCAUUUACUACAUUCCAAUAAAAGAAGUUCAAGAAACAUCAACUUCAGAAAAGGAAAUUUUUGUUGAAGGCAAUAUUAUAAGUGGAAAUUUAGGAGGAACCUGGAGUGACGUAAGAGUUAUCAGUGGAAAUGUGAACCUAAAUAAAAAGUUCCCAAAAACACCAAAAAGCAUAGGGGAAAGAGUUGUUGACAAUAAUCGGAAGUGGAGGUCACUUUUCGAUAAUUGGGAAGAAGUUGUGCUUGGUAAUUCAAGUUCAAGCGAACUUCCUAAGCUAGUUUGGAGUCGUGUAGCAGUUUAUAUAACAUCACAAAAAGAAAGGGAAAAAGUAAAGGAACAAAAUGUUUUGGACUCAUUUAGCAGUUUUUUUGCAAAAAAUAUUACACUCGAAUUGAAUAAAAGCGAUAUGUUUUUAUCCAAAUUAUCAAAUAGUUUAGACAAAAUUAGCGUUAAUUCAGCAAUGAGUACUUUAUCAAAACGAAACACCGCAGAAAAAUCUAUACACUAUCAACAUAAACGAUCAUAUAGUAAUGAAAUCCUUUUUGACAAAAUUGAAAAAUUUGAUCAAGAAUUCGACCGUUACUAUGAAGAAAAUGUUAAUUUAAAUAAUUUCUUUAGUAUGCAUCAAUUUGAUAGUAUUAGCAACCAAAGUAAUUCCAGUUCAAAUCGUAGUUCUUUAGAAGGGAAAAUAAACCCUAAUAGUAACAUAAUAGCGUUGGACAUUGUGCCAGACUUUGGAAUAAACUCAUUAAACAAGGAGGAUAUUAAAAAUAUAAAAGAUUAUUUAGAGCAGGCUUUUAAGGAUCAAUAUCAUCCUUUAAAUAUGCUAAACAAUAGAAUAUCAAAUUCAUUUUAUUCAAGUUACGGCUGCUGGAGAAUGAAACCAACUCCUAUUCUUGCAUAUCAAGCAAUUAAAGAAUGGGAAUCUAUUUCACUUCGUGUUUAUAAAAUUAUUAGGAAAUUAUUUCCCGCAUUGCCUGCAGAUAGGUGUGAUAUUGAAGAGAGUGGAGAGGUGGUAUCACAUUUCAGCUUAUUAUAUCCAAUUUUAUUAUCUGAAGGAAUAUAUUCAACUUUAUGUGUUCUUUACGCUAAUAAAUACCGUGAACAAGAUGAAAUUUACAGGCAAAGGAUCAUGCUGAUUGAAAAAACCGGCGAUGAGGAAUUACUUGAUUUUUUAUGUUUUGAAAAAACACUAAUAAAUAUAAUUAGAAACGGUAAAUUUAAUCAGGCUAUCGUAACAUUAAAACAAAUUACUGAGGAAUGCUCUCCCAAGGGAAUGUUGGAUAUUUUAGAAAAGUCAAUUGAACUUAUAAAUGAUGCCCUUAAGCAAGCCUCAGAAUGCGCUGUGAUACCAGAUGGUGGAGCUGAUAAUAUUGUACCAUUAACAUUAUAUUUAGUAUUAAGAGCAAAUGUUCCACAUCUUGGCGCCGAAUUAGCUUUAUUAGACGAUUUAACUGGAGAAGCAAACCAUGAAAUGAAUUUGUCAGGACUAGCUGGUUAUUGUUUCACAACAAUUAAAGCAGCAUAUGAGCAUAUUGUUAAAGGAAAUUUAUUCGAUGUAUUAGAACAAAAUUAUUUCCUCAGCCAUAGAAAGUUUUAAAAGAAAAACCUUAGAUUUGUAAGAAAAAAAAGAUAUUGAGUAAUAUAAUUGUUAAACAUAUAAUUUUAAUUUUAAAAAUCUGAAACAAGUAAAAAACUAAAAUUUUAUAUAUUAAAUGCAAGGAUUCUAAUAUUUGUACUUUUUUUUUUUUGAAUCUUAUAUUUGUAUAUAUAUUUAUGCAUUUAAUUUGCCAUUUGUAACAAAAAUUAUUAUUUAAAUUAUUACAUUCAAGAAUAUGUUUGAGAGACAUUGUUAAAAAUAUUAUACACACUUAGAAAAAUAUACUCAAAAAAUAUUAUUAUUUUGUUUUAAAAUUUCAAUAUCAUGUACAUAAUAUGUAAGUAUAUUUUGUUAAUAAGCAUUUCCACUUAAAAAGUAUGCAAACGGAUAAUGUUAAAAAUAUUAUAUUAUUGUUUUAUUAUUAUAAUUAAAAAGUAUUCAUUUAAUAUUAUUUUAUUAUUAUUAUUCUUUUGUUAAAUAGAUUUGACAUAAUACAAGUCUCUUAAAAGUUUUCAUUCAUAAUAAA